AUGGACCUCCAAAGAGCUGCUAGUAUGAUAAGGGCUCUGCCCUACAUGUCCAAAACGAUUGUAGAUGAUACGCUAUACGAAAAAGUGCUUUCGUUUCUCAUAUCGGUCUUGUCGACGCAUUCCAUUCAGGCCAUAGUCGAGUUGAAUAAACAAUGUCAAAUAUUUCAACAAAUCAAAGAAGCGUGUUUGCUGGUAGAUGAGCAAGAUUAUCGUGUCACUACGCUUUGUCUUCGCUUUUUGGGCCAAUUGAUACACUAUGGAAAAGACGAAUUGUUUCAAGAAUUAGAGUCUGAUUAUACAGAUGUGUUGGCCAUGAUCACUGCUGGCAUCAAAUCGAACGAAGCUGCUCUACGCUGUGCUUGCAUUGAAACAUGUCGCCUGUUCUUACGGUGCGAUAGUGGGUACACGUGGCUGCUCAGCAAUGACAAGGCAACAUCCUUCAUCCCAUUUGCGCUAUUGGAUCAGAGUAGCUAUGUGGUAGCUGAAGCGUGCCACUUAUUUGCCGCCUUGCUGACACUUGAAUCAAAUGAAUUGCUUCAAUCAAUGGAUCCUUCAGAGUUGAUCCGCUCUAUUUUGCUUCAGUCUGCUCAGGGAGCAGGAGAUCAGAAACAAAUGCUCUCUGCCCUGGAUUUUUGCUGGGCUGUUGUGGCCGUUAGAGAUCAAAGAACGCUUCCUUACCUUCGAUCAAAGCAGCUGUUACAUUCCUUCAUGCCUUCCCUAUUAUCAUGCGAUCGGAUGAUCAGAGCAAGAACACUGGAGAUUACAAACGAGCUGUUUACGUGGGAUCCAGAUCCACUUCUCACGUUGAACCUAUCCAGCAGUGGAAGCAAUGUGCACCAAGCUUAUCUGGCCAUAUCUGAAUUGGCAUUGAGCAUGAUCAAAGAGUCGACUGCAUUAAACGACACGAUGACAGCAGUUUCGUUACUGGACGCAUCAUUUACCUUGCUUCAGCAUAGCUCAGACACUGAAACUUGUUCAUCUGACGCAGCGUACACUACACUACAUCAGCUUUUGCAUGUCUGCAUGGAUAGCGACACUCACAACCAACUAGCAAAUGUAAAGAAGUCAUUGAAAUCGGUUCGUAUGAAGAACAACCUACUGCAACUUGUGGUCCGCACCGUAAACAAGCUCUUGGAGAUGGAUGCGACUACUAUGAAUAAUCCCGGCUUCACUGAUUUUUUUGACGUCUUGAAACACGACAUGCUGUAUUCGGAUUCUCGCGUUUUGAAGGCCUGUUUAGAGUUACUCACGAGUGCCAUGUACAAAGAUCAGCAGCCAGCAAUAUUAGCGCAGUGCACUCACGCAUUAGUCAAAAUUAUGAUGAAUGAUGAUACUGCAUUGGAUUGCAAAAGCCUCUCUAUUGUAUUGGCAUCAUUUGACAACCUUUUAGGUCACAAAGACAUUGGUGCUCUUGUGACAGAAUCAGGCAACGGUUUAGCAGAGGCACUCGAGUUCAAGUUUCUUGAUACAGAAUGGGACAUUCGGGAUGCCACUGUCAAUUUCAUUGGACAGCUGUUCACCGAUAACCCAAUUAGGCUGACAAAGGUUCAAUUUGCAUUGACAUAUGAUUUACCCUUACUCGUAUUUGCUCGUAUCCAUGAUGCGGAACCAUAUGUGAGAGCUUCAGCUGUACAAGUCUUGCAGACGAUGAUGACUUGCAGAGAGGGAUGGGAUUACAUUCAGCAGCACAAAGUAUCCAGGGAUUUGGCUACAAAACUGCCUUGUUUGCUGUAUGAUACAGAAGCAUUUGUGAGAAGAGCUGCACUGGAUGCCAUCAGUUGCUUGGCUGAGAACAGAUCCUGUCAGGGGAUGCUGAUGGAAGUGGAGGAUUCAAAAAACCAAAAUUCACUCAAUCCCGACAUUAUACGCGACCUGGUGAAGGAUGAAGAUACGGAUGUGCGUAUCAGGGCAUGUAAACUGAUUGAAAGCCUAUGGCUACUUUAUAUCCAUGAGAAGCAGCAAAAUAAGAAGACUCGAGAGCACGAUCACCUAUUCACACAUUUAGGGGCAGGCGAAUUACUAGCAGAAGCUGCUGUGGACACCAAUAGAGUGGUUCGCAUAGAAGCUGUCCGAGUCAUUGAACGCAUCUUGUCUCAGUACUCUUCUUCCCCGUCGAGCACAGCGCAAAAGAGGUCCUUUGAUGACAAGGAUCAAAAAGACGAUGAUUUCAUACGAACGUUACAAACAGUAAAUCUAGCUCAGCAAAAACAAACAUUAGAUCCGGAACAUCUCUAUCAAGAAGCAUUUGAUAUCAAUGCAGACAUGAUGACUCAAUCCAUCAUCCCAACAAAUCCUGACGAUGAUAUCAAUAUGCUGGAUUGUUAUUAG
This is a messenger RNA of Mucor velutinosus, 2328 nucleotides long. RefSeq lists its product as uncharacterized. Gene Ontology annotation, cellular component: nucleus. Bases 1 to 2328 code for a protein of 775 amino acids. Gene Ontology annotation, biological process: positive regulation of protein phosphorylation; DNA damage response; cell population proliferation. The record is from RefSeq and is a predicted model, not a curated record. NCBI's taxonomy places the organism in Eukaryota, Fungi, Mucoromycota, Mucoromycetes, Mucorales, Mucoraceae. The transcript is spliced from 8 exons.